Myripristis murdjan (pinecone soldierfish) is the source of this 1523-nucleotide messenger RNA. RefSeq names its product centrosomal protein of 55 kDa-like. Bases 187 to 1314 code for a protein of 375 amino acids. Gene Ontology annotation, cellular component: midbody. The record is from RefSeq and is a predicted model, not a curated record. NCBI's taxonomy places the organism in Eukaryota, Metazoa, Chordata, Actinopteri, Holocentriformes, Holocentridae. The transcript is spliced from 9 exons. Gene Ontology annotation, biological process: regulation of phosphatidylinositol 3-kinase/protein kinase B signal transduction; mitotic cytokinesis; establishment of protein localization.
AGAAUGUCUGGUACUGUUUGGUUCCCUGUCGUUCAGCCGGACUUUUGUCUUUGGGCUCGUAGAAACAAUAAUAUAUCACAGUGGUUCAAAAGGCAUAGGUGCUGGUGUAGUGGCUUAAAGCUAAGUGAAGGUUCAGACUCACAUCUUCUCUCUUGAAACAAUAAGACAAAGAACUUUGAGCAGCUGAUGGCCAGAAAUGAGAAGACCGCUUCACUGCAAAAGCAGCUGCACAUGAAAGACACAGAGCAGACCUACUUUGAUGAUAAAGAGUGGAGUGAGGAUCAAAUCCAUCUUCUCCAGCCCCAGACAGAAGAAGUCAACAAGUAUGCAGUCAUCGUGACCAGGUGUCGGUACCUUGAGAGCGUAGUUAGAGAUCUGCAGGACCGCAUUUUACAUGAACAGGAGACCACCAAAAGGCUCCACAGUCUCCUGGCAGAUGCCUUGGAGAAGAACAGGCAGUGGCUGGCAUACAACCAGGAGAGAGAGGCCUAUGUUAGGGCAGUCCUGGCCAGAAUGUUAUGGCUGGAGCAGCAUCUGAACCAAGCCAAUCAAGCCCUCUCACAGCAGCACAAUGAUGACCAUUCAGAUGAGCGGGAGAAAAUACUCCAGAUGCAGGAGCAUUAUGACAAACUCUUGCUUAAAGCCAAGAAUGAGCUGGAGUCAUUCCGGGAGCAGGUCAGCACAGCCCACUGUGACCUGAGUGAGAUGCAAUGGAGGUUUGACAAAAAGGAGAGAGAAGUGGAUGAUCUCAAGCUGCAGCUGCGGACAAUGAAGCUGAGCAGCAGCAAAAGUGCACAGGAAGAGAGGCAUCACUCUGGAGCUAAAGAAAACAUGUGGAGGGCUAAAGUUGAGGACCUCGAGAACAGUCUAGAUAAAGAGAGGCGCAGGUCGUCUGAGCUUGCAAAGCAGGCAAGUCUCCUUCAAAAGUCUUUGAUGAAUCAUCACAAGGACCAGAAAAAGAUCGCUGUCUUGGAGAAUCAGAUCCAGAUAACUUCUCGUGACCUUGAAGAUGAGAGACUUAAUUGUUUGUAUUUGCAAAAGCAUUUAUACAAAGUGAUCAAGAAGCUGCGCGAAUCUAGAGACCAAGUGGCAAGUUUGUCAGAGAGAGACCAGCAGCAGCAGGAUCCCAGGUUGCAUGCGGUUAGUUUGGACAGCACACCCCCUCCCUUCAAGCCUUCCAGAGACAGCGGGACAUCCUCCCAUUGCAAAAGCUUGUUGGAUGAAAGCUUCCUGGAGUGUCCCUGCUGCAGGGCGCAGUAUCCCAGCAGCAGAUACAGAGAGCUGCUGGCCCACCUAGAGGAGUGUGGAGAAUGAGGAGAGUCCAGGCAGUUCAAUUCUACAACUUUUCUGUUAAAUGGAUUAGCUUUUACUGAUACUGAUAUUACCGGUUAGUUUCUAUGUUCUUUAUUUUGUCAUUAAUAUAAGAACCAACAUGUUCAAAACAUUUCUCGUUCAUCUCAGAGGUAUGUUCAUAAGCACUGCAGUGUAACUGGGGUUGUGUUACAUUUAAAAUAAAAUGUUGA